Daphnia magna is the source of this 545-nucleotide messenger RNA. RefSeq lists its product as uncharacterized. The record is from RefSeq and is a predicted model, not a curated record. Lineage: Eukaryota; Metazoa; Arthropoda; Branchiopoda; Diplostraca; Daphniidae. The transcript is spliced from 4 exons. The coding region runs from base 54 to 545 and encodes 163 amino acids.
AAACCAAGGCCCUGAACGUUUUUGCGUCUCUGGCGACGAUCAUCGAACCAACAAUGAAGUUGAAUCCUUUAAUCGCUGGUUCAACGCGCGUUGCGGUCCGCAUCAUCAAAAUUUCUUGGUCUUUCAUACAACAUCUUCAAGAAUGUAAUGAAAAUACAGAGAGGGACUUCAUUGCCAUUCGGGCAGCGCAGCAGAUUCGUCGACCACAACGUUUGGUAAACAAGCGACGCGACCGUAACAUCAAGACCUUAACGGAACAGCUAACAUCCAGCGCAAUUGAGAUAUAUGAGUUUCUCGAUGUGGCGGAAGAAUUCUUCGAACCCGAUCAGCUUGAUAGAACGGCCGAUGGGCUGGCCCGUCCAGCGCCAGAAAAUGACGAUCUAGAGGGCCAGGUUGGUAUAGUUGCUGAAGAGCCAGCUCCAGUUCAUCGUCAACCUGUUCGUAGACGCCGGCUGUCAGCUGAAAAUAUCGAUGAAGUUCCAGCUAUCCCUGCUUUUAUUGCCGUACUCCAUAUGAUCUGUUUUCUUUCCUCAUCUGACACAUAA